CCUCCGCCGCCGCUGAGCUGACCUCCGGGCCCGGCGACCAUGCGCCGCCUCCCGCGGGCCGCGCUGCUGCCGCUGCAGCUCGCCCUGCUCGUGGCCGCCGGGGCCCCCGAGGCGCCGGUGAGCGCGGCGCGGAGCCUGGUGUGGGGGCCCGGGCUGCGGGCGGGCGUCGUCCUGCCCGCGCGCUAUUUCUACCUGCAGGCCGUGAACUCGGAGGGCCUGAACCUCACUCGCUCGCCCCCAGGUCAAACACCAUUCAAGGUAGUAAUCAAACCUCUUUCAGCUAAAGAGAGAGUCCGAGUUCAUGUCCCCAAACCUUUGGACAGGAAUGAUGGGACAUUUUUGGUCCGAUACAGGAUGUAUGAAACGGUCAAUGAAGGGCUGAAGAUAGAGGUCCUUUAUGGUGAUGAACAUGUGGCUCAGUCUCCCUAUAUUUUGAAAGGACCAGUAUACCACGAGUACUGUGAGUGUCCGGAAGAGGAUCCUCAGGCCUGGCAAAAAACCCUUUCCUGUCCAACCAAGGAACCACAGAUUGCAAAGGAUUUCUCCUCUUUUCCCAGCGUCAAUCUCGAGCAGAUGCUGAAUGAAAUUCCAAAAAGGUUUGGGGAUGAGAGGGGAGCCAUCGUCCAUUACACGAUUCUCAAUAACCGCAUCUACCGGAGACCUUUAGGGAAAUACACGGACUUCAAAAUGUUCUCAGAUGAGAUUUUGCUGUCACUGGCAAGAAAGGUCCUUCUCCCCGAUGUAGAAUUUUAUAUUAACCUUGGAGACUGGCCUCUGGAGCAUCGAAAAGUCAAUGAAACCCCUGGCCCUUUACCUAUCAUUUCAUGGUGCGGCUCCCUGGAUUCACGAGAUAUUAUCCUUCCAACAUACGACAUCACCCACUCCACACUGGAGGCCAUGAGGGGCGUCACAAACGAUCUCCUCUCUAUUCAGGGAAAUACAGGGCCUUCCUGGAUCAAUAAAACAGAGAAAGCUUUCUUCAGAGGUAGAGAUAGCCGAGAAGAGAGGCUCCAGUUGGUACAGAUGUCCAAGGAAAACCCAGAGCUCCUAGAUGCAGGAAUUACAGGAUAUUUCUUUUUCCAAGAGAAAGAAAAGGAGCUUGGAAAAGCUAAAUUGAUAGGUUUCUUUGAUUUCUUUAAGUACAAGUAUCAAGUGAAUGUUGAUGGGACCGUGGCUGCGUAUAGAUAUCCGUACCUCAUGCUGGGCGACAGUUUGGUUCUGAAGCAGGACUCAACAUAUUAUGAACAUUUCUAUAUGGCUCUUAAACCUUGGAAACAUUAUGUCCCAUUUAAAAGAAAUCUUAGUGAUUUACUAGAGAAAAUUAAGUGGGCCAAGGAGAAUGACGAAGAAGCCGAGAAGAUUGCAAAGGAAGGGCAGCGGAGCGCCAGGGACGCCCUGCAGCCACACCGGCUUUACUGCUACUAUUACAAGGUGCUCCAGGAAUAUGCUGAGCGCCAGUCCAGCAAACCCGAAAUACGUGAUGGAAUGGAACUUGUUGCUCAGCCAGAUGAUAACACGUCCGUGUGUCAGUGCCACCGGGAAGGACCUUCCAGAGAAGAGCUGUAAGUCAGCUCACAUUCACACCCCUGUGUGUGUGGCCGACGCGUAGCCUACAAGCAUUCAAAUCAUUCAGGUAGAGGCCACCCUGCGUUGAGCGCAGUUCAGGAGACUUACCUGCAUGGAUAGAGCAGUAGAAAAGGGAGUAUUACAAGUGUCUUUGAAUGUUAUUUUUUUGUGUAAAAACUACUAUUAUCGGCAUCACAGUUUAUUUUUUAAAAAGAAAACGUGAGUCAUAGUAGAUAGGCUUGCCAAAAUAUAAGUCCCUCUGUAGGAAACUAUUGGCACCAUAUUGGUUUGUUUCUGUCCCUUGUUCACUUUCCCUCCUCCUCUUCCAGUUAUGAAGAAGAAAUACUUGUGCCGGGUCCUUCCCCUCUCACUGCAUAAUUUCUUCUCCUGCAGGCUGCUGGUGGCAUUCAGUAAUGGCAAGCCUCCUCUUGGAAGGUCUGAUAAGAACAAUUAAGGAAGGAGAGGAGGGCUGUCUUAUUAAAAGUAGCUUGGAGACUAGGGAGGCAAUAUUUUUUAAAGCUCACUCCUGUCUUCUUAGCUAAGUUUUACUGAAGCCUGGGACAAAAUCAAGGAGAAAUUGUGUUGUAAGCUAGUAAUUUCCAAUCUACCUGGGUGGGACACCCAUCAAGGACAACACAGUUAUUAAAGUACCUGAGAACAUCCUAUGGGAACCAUUUAUUAUCUAUCUAUUGACUAGAGGGAAGAUAACAAUAGCCAGUUGGGGAUCUUUACCACUUGUUUUGGUCUGUAAAGGGAUACUUCAAACCAUUUGCCAGAAGCAGCAGUAGUCAGCCUGGUGUCUUGGGAAUUCACUAAUAAGCUGACAAGAAAGGCGAACAUCCUGACUGCAUCCUUCUUGAUUCAGUGGGUUUUGCACUGCGGAGAGGAAAACUUUGGAAUUUCCUUCUCCUUUUUUGGACACGGUCAAGACUUAAGACUCACCGCCCAGAACUUUAUUACACACACUUUUUGUAAAAUCAGCCAUCCAAGAGUCAUGUCACUCAUGAGCACGUUCCCAAAGCAAGAGCUAUCUACCCUCCCAAUCUAAAAUUAUUGACUCCUCUAAUUGAAAUACUUAAUUUGGAAAGCACUGUAAUGUAACCACUUUAAAGUAGUCAUAUCCUCUUUUGAAGGUCAAUAAGAGCACAGAAUUGUGUAACUAUGCAAAAGCAAAACCGUAUUUAAGAACAGUGUAAUCAAGGGCUCCUGGGUGGCUCAGUUGGUUAAGUGUCUGACUUCAGCUCAGGUCAUGAUCUCACGGUUCGUGGC
Hyaena hyaena (striped hyena) is the source of this 2835-nucleotide messenger RNA. It is a transcript of the gene POGLUT3, whose product is annotated as protein O-glucosyltransferase 3. Gene Ontology annotation, cellular component: endomembrane system. Gene Ontology annotation, molecular function: protein binding; glucosyltransferase activity. The record is from RefSeq and is a predicted model, not a curated record. The transcript has 8 exons. Bases 40 to 1566 code for a protein of 508 amino acids. NCBI's taxonomy places the organism in Eukaryota, Metazoa, Chordata, Mammalia, Carnivora, Hyaenidae.